AUGUGUCUGUGCAACACGUACGUCUGCGACUCCAACCCCAAGCAUGUGGCCAUCGCCAUGGACAAGUUCGGCUACAAGCUUCCGUACAAGAUGUACUUUGGAGGAGUGUCCGCUCUGACGCCACUGCACUACCUCAAGAUUAAUGGCUUUCCCAACAACUACUGGGGCUGGGGUGGAGAGGACGACGAUAUUGGACUCAGAGUGUCUCUGGGGGGGAUGUACAUCAGUCGUCCGUCAGUGAAGGUCGGCCGUUACAAGAUGAUUAAACACAAGCUGGACAAAGGCAAUGAUGUGAACCCAAAGAGGUUCAACAUGCUGGCCAAAACACGUCAGACCUGGAAGUCGGAUGGGAUGAACACAGCUGAAUACGAGCUGAUCUCACGGGAAUACAUGCCCCUCUACACCAACAUCACUGUUAACAUCGGCACUGAGGCCGGUCUACAUCCCCCUCCACCUCCACAUCCUCCAGAAAAAGCUGCAGAAAAACAUCCAGAGAAAAAAGCACCUGCCGAAGUCCCAGUCAACGUCCCAGCCAAAAUUACAGAAGGCUACACUAACAAAAAGCCAACACAAAAGACUUCUAAUCAUGUAUAACGCUGCCAUGACUUCAAUGGGAUAAUCCUAUUGGUCGAGCUGUAGGAUGCUGUUUUUUCUCCUCAAUCACCUGGAGCUGUUUUCACUUUUUGGUCCGUUUUUGGUGGCAGUUCUUUGUGGACAGUGGGACACUGAUUUGGGUGAUUUAAAAAUGGUGAUUUUCUUUUUUUGAAAAUGAAAACAAUUGACCUGAAUUUGUCAACCCUUAGAUGACGGCUCUCCACCUUGGCUCCUGUUCUAUCACUGACUCUUCUUCCAAUGGGAGCCACAGUGAAGGGUAAACGUUGGACUCUGUGAGUUUAUAUAUCUACAGCGCUGUGGUCGCUGGCUAAACCUUGUGAUGCCUUAGAAGCUUGUUUUGUUUUCCUUCUCUUCACUCGUACAUUACAUUAUUCCGAAUAUUGGGUUUAAUAGAGCAGUAGCUGUAAUUUCCAGCAGUCGCACUCGUUUUGUUUGUCCAAAUGCCAAUGAGUACAUGACUGAAGGAGACAGAUUCUUGUUUCUAGUUGAGUGUGUGUGUGAAGCUGCUACAAUGAGUGAUGAAUGAAGGAACUUGAAAAUGUUGUUUGUUACUGCUUCUGACUGAACGCUGCACGCACGCCACCUGUCUGCAAAUACCUGGGGUCUCGUUUAGAAAGACCUUUAUCCGUUUGGUUUCUGCAUCAGGUGGACUAAAUCCUUCAAAUGUUUUCAAAGUUACAGAUGCUGUACAUUUAAUGUCAUUUUCAGUGGAAAUGCUAACGAGAAUAAGAGUUCAUUUUACGUCUUGGUUCUGUAAACCAAGGCCAAGGUACAGUUCUAUGUAAAGGUAGUGCAUUCAAUUCAGCCUUUCACAUUUCAGCAUAUGGGAUAUCUACAUUUGAUUUUUUGUUAUUGUGUGCAUUCACCUUUAUCCAAUAGAGCACCUCUUUGUGACGGUGAUCAGUCCUCUGCCUUCAGAUGAGCUUGAGAUUCACAUCAAAAUGGAGUCUGUCUUGCUUUAAGAAAAUGUUUAUUUAUCAUUUGAUCAUGUGCAGUGUACUUUACAUCUCCUUAUGUAGAUGUUUCCCCCUAAGAGUGCUGGCUUACUCCCACAACACUUUAUAUGCAGUCAAAUGUUAUAAUGUAUCUUUUGCCCACUUCCUUUCCUUAAUCUAUACAUAUCAUGGAGAAAUGCACUCAAAAAAGUAAAAAUAUAUAUAUAUAUAAUUUACCUCAGUUCUAUUGAAGGAAUAUUAUGAUCUUGUUUGUGUUUUGAGAGAAUUCUGUGACUUCUUGUUAGGAUAUGAUUCAUUAAAACCGCCACAGAAUAGUGUCUAAAUGGCACUCAAUGAAACUGUGUUAAAAUUAAGCAGAUUAUAUAAUUUCACGGUUUCUUAGCAAUAUUGCUAUAGUCUCACCACAAUGUUUAUUUUUCUUUUCUGUUCUCCCCUUUCAAACACACAGAAACUAUUUGUCCCCGUGUAAUUUUCAAGUUUCUCCAUAAUCUUACUCUGGAAGCCUUCACAUCGAAACAUCUGCCAUUUCCUUUCCACUUGUGCCCGUAUACUGCAUGUCUGCUCCUCCUUCGCUUCUCUCCACUCUGACAGAUUUGAUUGUAAACAUGCGAAAAAAGAAACAGUCCCCUCUUCCACUGAGAGUGGCUGUACUGGCAGGUGAACAGGCUGAAACCAAAGAUGACUGCAUGGAAAGCUGUGUCGAGGGAUAAAACAUUGUGUGUGUGUGUAUACUUUGUUGUGAAUGAUUUCCGUACUACUCUUAUGUACAUACCUUUCAUCUCUUCCUAUCAAUACUUGUAUGUUGUUCAAAGAAUCUCACACCAACAUGUAUUCAAAACACUCAUAAUUUACGGUUGUUUAUUUUUUGUGAAGAGAUGAAGAUGGUCCAUGAUGAUUACAAGUGAUUUAUUUUCUGAAUGCUGUACUGAGAACUUAUUUUUUCAUCAUGACAUUGGGCAUUUGUCCGUGUUAGUGGACGAAUUUGAGCUCUGAGAGUGUCCGCCUGUGAUUUUCAUAAUUAGAUGACUAUAUACUGUAUUAUCAUUUUGAUGUGACUUCAUAUUCGACUCCUAUGGCCUUAGCAACACAUAAUAGUGGUAUUUCAACUUGUGCUCACUAAUACAAUAGCAUCUUUAUAUCAAGACUUAAUAUGCAUGGCAACAAACCUAUUAGCGAGGAAGUGUACCGAGCACAAUGUGAAGAUGAUACAUAUCAGUGCUCCUCUAGAAAAAUAUGAAGCAUGCUGAAGUGUCUAUGUUGUGAACUGGAAACGUUCUUAUUGUGACUGUCAAUGCAAGUUUCUGCUGUGGGGAAUGCUCCUCACUGUUAAAUGUAAGGAUUAAAGCAGGGCAUUUCUCAGAAAGAUGUACAAAGGAAGCUUAUAUUCCCAAAGUCACAGCAUACAGUCUCCAUCAUCAACUGCAACACUCAACCUGAUGUUUUGUGUUUCUGAUUUAAGCUACUUUACGUUUGAUUUGACUCCGUUCUGAUGUAGAUCAGCAGCAAUAGAAAGCAGUCAUCACAGGGUAGCACUGAAGUAACCAAGAGCAACGUGACUUUGUGAGUUAUUUCUGCUCUUUAUGAAUUCUGCACAGUCCAGAGUGGCCUUAAAUUCAUUAAUAAACUGAUUAUUCAAAAGCAA
This is a messenger RNA of Trematomus bernacchii (emerald rockcod), 3213 nucleotides long. Its product is annotated as beta-1,4-galactosyltransferase 3-like. The record is from RefSeq and is a predicted model, not a curated record. Bases 1 to 594 code for a protein of 197 amino acids. NCBI's taxonomy places the organism in Eukaryota, Metazoa, Chordata, Actinopteri, Perciformes, Nototheniidae. The transcript is spliced from 4 exons. Gene Ontology annotation, molecular function: glycosyltransferase activity. Gene Ontology annotation, biological process: carbohydrate metabolic process.